Nanorana parkeri is the source of this 3750-nucleotide messenger RNA. It is a transcript of the gene NTNG1, whose product is annotated as netrin G1. The coding region runs from base 1398 to 3017 and encodes 539 amino acids. Gene Ontology annotation, molecular function: cell-cell adhesion mediator activity. Lineage: Eukaryota; Metazoa; Chordata; Amphibia; Anura; Dicroglossidae. The transcript is spliced from 10 exons. The record is from RefSeq and is a predicted model, not a curated record.
AGGUCUUUAGGACCGCUCAGGAAUCCUGGAGUAGAGCUAGUAUAAGGUUUGCAAUCUCUUGUUUGCUGGCAUUUGGAAAUCUUCUCUCCAAACAGCAAGACAUCUCUCUCCUCCUCCUUGUGUGUGCCAGCAGCACCCCCAACUCUGUCCGGCUCCCCGCCUGCUGCUGUGUGGUCAGGAUAAGCCUCUCCCCACCCCACCCAGAGAAGAGAGGUCUCUGGCUCGUCCUAUUCCAGCAUGUAUCCCCUCUCUGACACCUCAGAGCUAUGUGUUUUGCAGUAACUUGGAGGGACAGACUGGUCACUACAAGGACAGCAAGGUCCCCACCCAUCAUGCAAUGGUAAUUGGGAGUGAUUGAUGCUGCCUCUCAAUCCCUCUCAACAAAUCUCCAUUCUAAAUACAAUGAGAGCAGUAGCUGCUGUGCAUUUCAGCACUCUGGACCAACAACAUCUCCCCACGCUGCACAUCUGGAGGCCGAGAGUGGAGGGAGCUGUCGGAACAUCUGGAGCUCACAGCCAGGAAAUCAACUCUUGAUUUUUCUUCCCUCCUCUUUUUGGUAUUGUUUGGUUCAUUUCUGUCUUUCUUUUCAGGAUCUAAAAGGAUAAGAUUCACUUUAUUGCCCAGAAAGUCCUGCCACAGACAUAGCAUCCAAAGGGGGGGGACCCUGCUGGUUUUUGGCAUGUAUAAUAGCGGCUGAUGCUCUGCUGAACUCUUUGGAUACAGGUGCAGCCAAGGAAGGAAAGGGAAGGGGGGGGUUCAUUCUCCUAAAAAGAGAAUCUGGAUAAAAUACUUCUGUUUGCUAAUGAGCACCGAUAAAAGGAUUAUAACUCCUGAGACAGGGACUUCCCUCUAAUUAGGACACAGAAAGACUUCUUUCAGUGGAAAAGCCAAAGCUAGAGGAAGAUUGAUUCGUAUCAAGUACUAAGGUAAUCUCAUCUGAACUAAGUCCCAACCUUGGAACAAAGGAUGCACUUUGGUUUAUCAUCUGUGCAAUAUAAGACUUCCCCUUUUGUGUCAUUGUCAUAUUCUUGAGAACUUUCUCUGGACAUUGAAAAAAUAGCAAGACAACUACUGUAAAAGGUAUUCAAAGAAUCAAAGGCCUAACAGGAAUCUCAAUAAUCCUCAAUUAAAGAUACAGUUCCUCAAGAGCAUUUAAUUGACUCAAAAUACCACAGAAGAACGUUGAGGUUUUGUUAAUUUCUAGUUCAUGAAUGUGAUAAAAAUAGGCCAGUGAUACAUUCAUGAUAUAUAUUGCAAGGUGGACAGAGAAUGCUGGCUCUCCAUCAACAUCUUGAACUGUACUAUAGAAAUAUAUUUCCUAAACUUAAGUUGUAAUAGCUUAACGUCUUGGGAGUUACUGCAUUCAACAAGUGUGGUCAACAAGAAAGAAUCUCAAUAUGUACCUUUUCUUGGUGCUCAGUCUCCACACCCUGUGGGUGGCAGUCUCUAUAGCAAUGCAGCAUGGACACUAUGACAUGUGUAAGACACAAACAAGGUCCGAUGAAGUCAUUGUGUGGGAAUAUAUGGCUUGUCAGCCCGAAUCUAAAGACAUGACACCAUAUCUAAAAGUAAAGCUGGAUCCUCCAAACAGCACCUGUGGAGACCCUCCAGAACCCUUCUGUGCUAUGGGUAAUCCAUACAUGUGCAACAAUGAAUGUGAUGCCAGCACAAAAGAACUUGCACACCCUCCUGAACUUAUGUUUGAUUCUGAGGGCAGAAAUCCCAGCACCUUUUGGCAAUCUGUGACUUGGAAGAACUACCCUGCUCCUUUACAGAUCAAUGUUACAUUGUCCUGGGGCAAGACCAUAGAACUCACCCAAAACAUUGCCAUUACCUUUGAGUCCGGCCGACCUGAGAAAAUGAUCUUGGAAAAAUCUCUGGACUAUGGGUUAACGUGGCAGCCUUACCAGUUUUACGCUGCUGAUUGCCUGGAUGCAUUUAGGAUGGAGCCCAAAUCUGUGAAAGACUUGUCUGCAAGUACCGUCCUAGACAUAAUAUGUACAGAGGAGUAUUCAACUGGAUACGCUGCACAUACCAAAACCAUAUCAUUUGAGAUUAAAGAUCGUUUUGCAAUAUUCGCUGGACCCCGGUUGCAUAACAUGGCAUCAUUAUACAGCCAACUGGACACCACGAAAAACCUGCGAGAUUUCUUCACGGUGACAGACUUAAGGAUUAGGCUUCUUAAACCUGCCACAGGAGCCACUUUUGUUGAUGAAACAAAACUGGGGAGAUACUUCUAUGCGAUAUCUGAUAUCAAGAUCCAUGGGAGAUGUAAAUGUAACCUUCAUGCGAACAGUUGUACCUUCACAAAUAAUCGCCUGGCUUGUGACUGUGAGCACAACACAACUGGACAGGAUUGCGAACGGUGUAAGAAGAACUACCAAGGACAGGCAUGGAGUGCAGGUUCAUACCUAACCAUUCCCAAGGGGACUGCCAAUAUCUGUGUAUCCAGCAUGCCCAGCACUGUACAAGACAAAAAACGGAAGCAAACCAUCACUGCAGCGCCUCCAAACUUUGAUAGGAUAAAGACGAAUGCUUCUUUCCUAGACGUUGCAAACAGAAAGCAAGUUUUUUCCAAAGUAGCCCACUCUACAGUGCCACCUGCUCGUGUUUCGAGUCACAAAAGAGAUUGCUAUUGCUACGGGCACUCCAGCCGCUGCACUUACAUCGAGGUUGUAAACACGGCGGUCUGCGUGGGCUGCAGACACAACACUCAUGGCCAACAGUGUGAAAAGUGCAAGAAAGGCUUCCACAGAAAUGGGUCUGCCAAACUGGAUGAUGUAAAUGUAUGCCUAGCAAACAUCUGCGACAAUGAGUUGCUUCGUUGUCAAAAUGGUGGGAUAUGCCACAACAAUAUGAGGUGCCUAUGUCCUCCUGGCUAUACGGGCAUACUGUGUGAGCAUUGUGAGGAUAAAGACCUCUGCUUUCCCAAAUCUGGACAAUCUGGACAAGAAUCUAUCUCCCAUAACCUUUAUCUAAUCACCAUGAUAAUUGUAACUCAGCUGUGCACUUUCUAAAGAAUGUGAUCUAUGUACUAUAGGUUGUAAUGGCGGGUGAUCUGAGUCUGGAUGACGUGGGAAAAUGUAAAGGAAUAAAUAAACUAUAUAACAAUAGAGAGGGCCUCACUGUACUAAGCCAUAUGUACCAAUCUGUGAAUGAGAGAUCCAUGACUGUUAUGAUUCUGGCUCACAAAAUGGCUGCCUAGCAGAAGACUGCUGCCAUGGUAACAGAUCCAGCUGUAAAGGCCUAACAUAGAAGAAAAGGCCCUCACAACAUGAUCAUCAGAAACAGAACUGCUUCCAUGGUAAUUCCAGGUGUAUGUAGCUAUGACCUACGUGGAAUGCCCUAGCAAGACAGCUGCCUAAGGAGGACUGAUACCAUGGCAGGAUAAGCUGCAUUUUUGAAUUGCCCUUGACAUGUUCCAAACGAAGAGGACAACAAGUGCUUGUUUGCCACUUCCACACGGUUAUUGUACCUCUCUGCCCAGUGUGUGGACCAACCAAAUAGCGUCAUUCUUUGCUGCCAGUGCAUUGUGGGCAAAGGAAAGCGACCAUAUUGGUCCCCCGAUGCCCUUACACCUGUGCUUUUGUGAACGUCGCUCCGUAUACCCUCGUUGGUCGAAAGAUUUUAUUUGUCCAAUGUUAGUGGUGCACAUAACUCCCUUCCUUGGCCCCAUCUCUUUUAGGAGAAUACUUCAAAGCUUGUAUAUCAAAGGUACGCCAAGAUUAUAAAAAAGAAAAAGAAAAAAAG